Rhopalosiphum maidis (corn leaf aphid) is the source of this 3303-nucleotide messenger RNA. RefSeq lists its product as uncharacterized. The coding region runs from base 472 to 3135 and encodes 887 amino acids. NCBI's taxonomy places the organism in Eukaryota, Metazoa, Arthropoda, Insecta, Hemiptera, Aphididae. Gene Ontology annotation, molecular function: transcription coregulator activity; protein binding. The transcript is spliced from 12 exons. Gene Ontology annotation, cellular component: nucleus; transcription regulator complex. Gene Ontology annotation, biological process: regulation of DNA-templated transcription. The record is from RefSeq and is a predicted model, not a curated record.
UUGGCCGGUUCGUCAAUCACUGUCUUGUAAACACGUUAUUUACCGUAAAAGCAGUGUACAGUUCGGCUGUCCGACGUCUGGCGUUUAUAGUUUUGGUACGGAAAUACAAAUAAUACGAUCAUUAGCCCACUAGGUGCCUACGAUCCAAUGCAUUAAGUUUUGAAAGAAAUUCCCGUCAGCCAUCGUCGUCCGAGUCCAGUGGAAUACGGGAAAGUUAAAUAUAUUAGACAGAAUUCAAACAACGGUACGCGUCUACUUUUGCUGGUGGUUACUCUGUCGUGUAGCCGCGUAGGUAUCGUGUAACAACAGCAUAAACUGAUCGCGACGGCGUCUCAUCUGCGAAAUUUUCGACCGCUGCGAUAUCCGCGUCGAAUGUGCCAGUACUGUCUGAAUCUAAUUCGUUUCUGUCAUCGAACCAUCGGUCGCUACUAGUGGAUCUUUACAUUUGAUGCACUUGCUGUUUUGCUUAAGAUGCCCGGUGAGACAAUUGAUGAAAUGACAGAACAGCAGGUUUCUACUGUUGAGGAGGACUCGCUGAAACAGUCGAAACCUGACUUGUCUAAUAAUGAUUUUCCUGAAUAUGUUCCUAAUGAAUCAACAUCUAUUCCACCACAAAAUGAGUUAACAAAUGGUUUAAAGCGAUCUUUACCAGAUAAAGUAGAGAGUGAUAAAAAAAAAAAAAUCAGACUCGAGGAUAGUGAAAAUGAAGAUGAAAAUGAACUUAAAGUUACUAGCAAAAACGAUAAUGGAAUAGAUCAUAUUGAAACCUUGAUAGAAAGAGUUGAUCAAAUUGCUGGGAAUCUAAAAAAUACCAUAGUCAAAUCUAAUGUUUCUAAUGAAACAAAUGUAUCCUUUAAAAUGCUCAAUCAUGAUAACAGUGGUAUUGAUGAUAAAGAUUGUAAGGAGGAUUCUCCCGAUAAAAAUAAUUUAAGUGUAGAUAUCAGUAAGGAUAUUGAGAACAAAACAACUGAUACAAGCAGUAUUAAUAAUAAUUGUGAGUUUAUUGGAAAUAGUGAAGCAACUGAAAAAAAUUGUAAUAAUAAAUUAGUUGAGAAUGAUAUAAUUACCAGCAAAGGUAUUUCUGAUUUAAAUAGACCAUCCUCAUCUGAAAAAUUAGUUGUCAUUGAAAAUAAUGAACAUGAGAAUGAAACUGUUAUUAAUGAUUUUUCGGUAACAGAAAAUAUAGUUAAAGAUUCAACUGUAACAGAAUGUAAUUUAAAUUAUUCAAAUAAUAAGAUAUCUGGAAUUGAAAACAUUGUAAACAGUAAAAAAAAUGGUAUAAAACUUUUGCCAGUAUUAGAAAAUAGUGCACAAAGUUUAAUAAAAAAUACGGAAGAUACUAAAACUGUAGAAAGUCAUCCAUGUGAUAAUAAUACUAUAGCUAAUACUGAAGUUGAUGUUCAUAUUAAUUGUAACAAUCAUGAUUAUGAAGUUAUUGAUUCUGAUACCAGUUCUGAUAUUUCAUCAUCUGAUAUACCUGAUCUACCUGAAAAUCUCAAUGAAAUUAUAACUGGAGUACAUCAGAUAUCCAAAGAAAGUUUUCCACAGUUAUUAAAAUUGUUUAGUAAAAAACAAGUGACUUAUGAUCAAUUUGACAGCUUGUGUACACAAAAAAUUAUUGAAAUUAUGACAGAAAGACUGUAUUGGGGUAAAGAUCGUUACGAACUCCAGUUGUUGAAGGAAAGAGAAAAACAUUGGCGGACAAAAUAUUAUUCGCUAAAUAGGCAAUUUAAAGAAAUCAAGACUAUAGUAAAUAUUCAUAAGCUAGAUUUAAAAACCAAUGAAUAUGCUAAGCCACAUGUAAUUACAAGAACUGUUGGUUUGCAAGCAGUAUUAUGUCCAAAAAAGGAAGGUAGCAUGAAGUUACCAAAACUAUCGAUUCCUUUGUCAAAGCCUGUUAAUGGUUCAGUAAGUAUUAUUAGUGAUGAUGAAGAUGAUGUUAUUUCAUUGAAUAAAGUAGAUUCUGCUAAAGCAUCAACCUCAAAAAGUCAAAAUUCAACUCCAAAAAAGCAAAAGUCUCCCUUAACUACUAAAUCAAAUUCACCAGUUGUAUCUCCUCCAAAAACUGUUCCUGCUGCAAAGUCUUUGGAUUCUGUCAACAUUGAUACUGCUACAAUAGAUCUAACAGGAAACGAUGAUGGAAUUGAAGUAUCAAAUUUAAUCAAUUUGGAAGAACCAAUAUCAGUUCUCCAUCACCAGAGUCCAGGGAUUUUACCUGCACAACUGAACAACAAUUUGCCCAAAACUAUUACAUAUGUAGAGCUACCUACCCAUCCAACAUCCUCUUCAAGUUUUAUAAUGAGAACAGCUUCAGGCUCUCCUAAACGAACAACUGUUUCAAAUAAAGAUACCAUAAAUACAAGUGAUCCAAAAUCGAUGAAUCUUAAACCAUAUAUAAUUGAUGUUUCACGUGUUGAUCCUGUACUAGUUCAACCUUGUACUGUUACAUACACUACACAACGUGUUCCAGCGUCUCAAAUAUCUGGAACCUUACAACCAAUGUCUACAGCACCUUAUACACCACGCCAAAUAUCAAUGUCUCAACUUUCUGCAUCUUUAAAACCAUUAACAACAGCUUAUACAACAUGUCAAUUACCAGUAUCUCAUAUAUCUGGAUCAUUGCCUCAGACAUCUCCUGGAACAUCUUUUACUGCAUGUCGAUUACCAAUAUCAAUUCAUGCAAUACCUCCUCUUACUUCGACUGAACAUCCUUUAACAGGAUCCAGACCACCGCCGCCUGCAAUACCAAUAUUAGAACAUCCUGCUCCAUUACCCCCAAUUCCAAAUCAAAGAAGUCUUACUUCAUGGAAAAAAUUACCUCCCGCACCUAAAGUGAGCGUUUCCAAAACAGUAGAAUCACAAAUUCCUCAAGCAUUAGUGGUUUCAUGGAAUAUGUCUUUAAAUAAAACAAUUGCACAAAUAGCAAAUUAUCAGAUAUUUGCAUAUCAAGAAGUCCCUAAUCAAACACCUCAUGUAGAUUUGUGGAAGAGAGUUGGUGAAGUCAAUGCUCUUCCGCUUCCUAUGGCUUGCUCACUUACUCAAUUUGCAAAUGGUGAAAAAUAUCAUUUUACAGUAAGAGCUGUUGAUAUUCACACUCGUGUUGGGCCAUUUAGUAUACCACAAAGUAUAAUAUGAAUGAUUUUAAACGUUUGAUAUUAGCAAGUUAAGUAUGAAUAUCCUGGCUUAAUGUUUCUUACAUCAAGAGGUUAUUAUUUGGGCUAUUUCUGUGCUAAAUAAUUUAAUAAUUAAUUCUUAAAAAUACCUAAUUAUUAUUUUAUUUUUUUUUAUCUGUGACCCAUUAAU